CAUUAAUCUAUCGAUCAAGAGUCUUAAUAAAUAAAGCGCAUGCGCGUUGUGUAUGUAGUAUACUAGAGUGUUUAUUCCGGCUGUGCCCUAGGAAUUAUGUUUAUAAACAAUCCAAGUUCUUAGUUCUGUCCAGUGAUACUGUUUUAAAACUUUGUUUUCGUAAUGAUUUCAUUACAAGUGCACCUACUUCACACUAGUAUAACGACUCAUCAUGUGUUCAAAUCGGAAAUUUUACUUGUCAAUGUCAUAUUUGCCGUCAUCAAACAUGGCUGCUAAAUGGAUCUGUUAUUGGUUAUAAACAAGUUUUUAAUCAUUUUAAUAAAUGAGAGAUAUGUUUUCUAUGUCUCUCACCUCUGAUUCAAGUAAUUAUGACUUCGAAAAAGAGGAAAAUGCUUCUAAAUGGAAGGGAGUCUUUGUUAACUCCUUGCGCAAGGUGUUGGAACAGGUCCACCCAUCCCUUCAGGCGAAAGAUGACGCCCUAGAAUAUGUUGAAAGUCUCAUCCUUCGCCUGUUGGCAAUGCUGUGCUCUCAUCCAACUCCUCACAGCUAUACUGAUGUUGAAGAACGAGUUAGAAAAACAUUCCCAAGUCCUAUAGAUCGGUGGGCUUUAAGUGAUGCAUUGGAAGCUAAAGAGGCCCUGGAAAAAGGAAAGAAGAAAAAUCAUACUCUCGUUUUGCCUGUAGAUAAACUUCAUCAUCUUCUUCAAAAGGAAGUACUGCAAUACAAGGUGGACACAAAUGUUACUGUUUAUAUUGUUGCUGUUUUAGAAUAUAUUUCUGCAGAUAUAUUGAAGUUGGCUGGUAAUUAUGUUAAAAAUAUACAUCAUGUUGAAAUCACCUGCCAAGACAUCAGGGUUGCUAUGUGCGCUGACAAGGUUCUUAUGGAUAUGUUUUCCCAGGAAGAUGGUCUUUUAGAUAUUGAAUCGAAUGAAGUUGAAGUCGGAAGUGUGCUCUCUACCAGAUCAUCCAGACAUUCUUUGACUUAUGAAGAAGUUGUCAAAGAUUUAAUCCAAGCGGAAAAACAGCACCUCCGUAAUUUGCAUAUGAUAAUUAAGGUUUUCAGAGAAGAGAUAUGUAGGCUUAUACCACCUGGCCAUAAUAAGGAACUCGACUCCAUGUUUAACAAUAUAUUGGAUAUUUAUGACCUCACUGUAACUUUGCUCGGAUCCCUUGAAGAUAUGUUGGAAAUUAGUGCAGAGAAGCAAGUUCCUGCUUUGGGCACAUGUUUUGAAGAACUCGCUGAAGCUGAUGAAUUUGACGUUUAUGGUCGUUAUGCAAAAGAAAUAACUACCUCAGGCUGGUUAGAGGCGUUAGACAGGCUAGUCAGUCAGCCCGAAGUAAGCAAUGCCCUUCAGUCUGCUGGUCAAGGCUUCAGGGAAGCUGUUAAGUAUUACUUACCCAAGCUGGUCAUCGCUCCCAUUUCUCAUUGCUUUUUAUACUUCGAAUACCUUAAGAUAUUACAUCGGCUGACACCAUCGGAUGAAGAUAGAGAAAGUCUGAAACAGGUUGAAGGAGUACUGAGGCCCUUACAAGUCGAAAUAAACAGUCCUGAAGUCAACAAUCUUAUUAAAAGAGAAAAUAUCGUAAGGACAAAUGGAAGGAUGAGGCGACAGUUGGCUAUCGAAAAAACAAAUGAGCUACAAAAGACAAUAGAUGGGUGGGAUCUCAAAGAUUUAGGACAAUAUUGUAAUGAAUUAAUAAGAGAGGAUGUACUUGUAAAAUGGUCUGUUAAGACCAGGAGAUUAACAGAACGAAGAGUAUUUUUGUUCGACGGAGUGCUUGUGUUAUGUAAGCCUAUUACGAAAAGAGCAGCGGUCUCCGUACCGCCACAGCUGGGCGGAUCGCAGGCAGAUUACAGAUUGAAAGAGAGAUUCUUCAUCAGGAAAGUUGAAAUCACCGACAAGGAUGACACUGACGACUUGAAAAAUGCCUUUGUGAUUUCUCCUCGUGUCCCUCCUGCUGUUAUCCUCGUCGCCAAAUCGCCAGAAGAAAAAAACAAUUGGAUGGCUGAUCUUAUUAUGCUUAAUACUAAAAGCAUGUUGGAACGGAUUCUAGAUAGUAUAUUAUUGAAUGAGGAAAAGAAUCACCCGCUGAAGUUGCCAUCUCCUAGUGUUUAUCGAUUUGCAGAAGCUGAUUCGCCAUCUAAUAUUGUUCUUGAAGAACGGCAUAAUUCAGGAGUGCCAUUAAUAAAGGGUGCUACACUUUGUAAACUUGUGGAAAGGUUAACGUACCAUAUAUAUUCUGACCCAAUGUUUGUUCGAACAUUCCUCACCACCUAUCGAAGUUUUUGCUCACCUCAGGAACUUUUGUCAUUGUUAAUAGAAAGGUUUAACAUACCUGAUCCUUCAGUAGUUUAUGGUGAAGAAGAUAAUAGCUUAAAUAAGCCAACUUAUAGAGAUGAUUGGAAACGAUACCGUGAAAAAUAUUGUCAGCCAGUGCAAUUCAGGGUUUUAAAUGUUCUUCGCCAUUGGGUUGACCAUCAUUUUUAUGACUUUGAACGUGAUCGUUCAUUAUUAGAAAGGCUAAGGUAUUUUUUAGAUUCUGUUAAUGUGAAAUCAAUGAGGAAAUGGGUUGAUUCUGUUUUGAAGAUCCUUCAGAGAAAGUGUGAAACUACCGAACAGCUGAGAGAAAGAACAUUUGCGUUCGGUCAUUCUCCUCCACCUAUCGAAUGGCACAUAGUUUGUCCAGAAGAAGAAUGGAAUAUUUUAACUCUCCAUCCUGUGGAAAUCGCUCGACAGUUAACAUUACUCGAAUUUGAUCUUUACCGUGUUGUAAAACCGUCAGAACUUGUUGGUAGUGUUUGGACGAAGAGAGAUAAAGAGCUCACUUCGCCUAAUCUGUUGCGUAUGAUAAAGCAUACAACAAACUUCACAAGGUGGAUAGAAAAAAAUAUUGUUGAGGCUGAAAACAUCGAAGAAAGAGUCGCUAUAGUUUCAAGAGUCAUCGAAGUGAUGAUAGUGCUCCAGGAACUGAAUAAUUUUAAUGGAGUUCUUGCCAUAGUAUCUGCGAUGGGUUCUGCUUCAGUUUACAGGCUCAAAUUUACAUUUUCGCAAAUAUCAGGUCGUCUUGACAAAGCUCUAGAAGAAGCAAGAGACUUGAGCAACGACCACUUCAGAAAGUAUCAGGAGAAAUUACGCUCCAUCAAUCCCCCUUGUGUUCCUUUUUUUGGUAUGUAUUUGACCAACAUUUUACAUAUCGAAGAAGGCAAUCCUGAUACCUUACCUUCUCAGCCCCAGCUAAUCAAUUUCAACAAACGAAGAAAGGUUGCAGAAAUAACUGGCGAAAUACAGCAAUAUCAAAAUCAGCCCUAUUGCCUAAGUGUUGAGCAGAGAAUCCGGCGGUUUAUUGAGAAUCUUUCUCCAUUUGAAGGAAUGGAAGAUGCUGAAAUCAGUAACUACCUUUAUAAUAAGUCCCUUACUAUUGAACCUAGGAAUUGCAGGCAGCCACAUAGAUUUCCUAGAAAAUGGUCUGAAUUAAAUUUAAAGUCACCUGGGAUCAAAGCAAGGACACUUUCGAGAUCACAUGGCCCACCGCAACCACUAGUUAUGGUUCCACAUGGUCAUGAAAAUACAGAAGAGUCACCUAGGACGCCUGCUGCGACACCACCGCAUCAUCAUGGCUCAUCUUCAGAUUUUUCUGUAUUCGCUGAAAUUCAGAUACGUGUGAGAGGCCUCUGGUUUGGGUCUCAACACCCACAAUUGGGAACAAUUCCAAAAAGAACAAGGAGCUUCCUCGAGGAACUAGGUGUCGACAUUAAGGACAUACCGAGGUUGGCUGAAAAUAUAGUCCUCAACUCCCUGCAAAUCAUUCACCACUACAGUCCCGGUAGCGUAUCCAAUAGUGGAUUGUCUGUCGUGGGGCACGCUCCACCACUUCCUCCUCGUGCCAGGAAAAGGCAAGAUUCAACCCCACCUAGUCUACCUCCUCGGGAGUUGUCUCCUCCGCCUUUACCACCGAGAGCCAGGCGGCAUCUUUCUGAAACAUCACUUCACGGUGUUUCAAGGACUAGUUCUGUCUCUAGUUCACACUCGCACUCUCACUCCCUAGGGGGCACCCUACCACGCCACGGCAGCGUAAUGAGAUCUCAAGACUUCCAGCACCACAAACCUCAUGAGGCCACCACUCCCAGGCUCCCACCGAAACCUCUAUUCACUUUCCACAGGGAGUCACAGCUUCAGUUCAAUCACAAUGCAACUUAACGAGAGCGUUUAUUUUUAUUGACACGAAACAUUUUUUUUUAUUUCUUUCCAUUUCUUGCUAUGCCUCUGCAGUUAUGCUUAGUGCUAGAUGCAGAUUUCAUGAAACUGAAGAUCCCCACCUCUAUAUAACCUAUGCAUAAUAGAAUUAGAUUCAAUAUGUGGGUUAAUAGUUAGUUAAUGAUUUUGUUUCUAGCUUAUCACAUUGAGCUAAGAAUGCCCUUCUGUUUUUGUUUCUGAAGUCAUGGAAUGUGUAAUAAGUAACAUUGAAUUAUUUUCUAGUAAAGAAUGAUUCUUAUGAUUUUAAUAAACAUUAGAUGAUUUAUUUUCAAAAGUCAAUCAUCUAGUAACAAAGAAGAACAUAAUAUUUUCAGUUAAAGUUAUUUUGGGACUUUCAGGCCAUUUAAAACCAAAUUGAGGUUUUUAUAAGUUGGUUUAAGCCUGAAUGUAUUAAUUAUACUCCAAUUGGCCAAAUUUUCAUUUAUCUAUUGCAGAAACUAGAGAUGGUAUAAUAUAUUAAGACGAUUUAUUAUAUCUAUGAUAUAUAAUUUAGGUACUUUAAAUUUUAAAUUGAUUAUAGGCAUAUUAUUUUUGUGAAACUUCAUUUCCACUUUUAGCUUAAUAUAUUUAUAAUACUCAUGUUUUGGUAUAAUUUUAUGUCAAUACAAAAGAUAUGUAUGAUUUUAAAGUAUUAGUUUAAUUGAUUAGUUUUCAAAUAAUAUCUUUUAUAGUUCCUCUGUUUUAUUUUAAACAGUUGGAACUGUUUUUUGUUGUUUUUGUUUUAUUUAUAUAUAUGACAAAACAGCCUGAUAAUUUUCUUAUAGCAAUUUUGAUUUUAUUAUUAAAGUGUCAUGGAAUGAAUGUUGUUUACAAAUUUUAAAAAAAGAAAAAAAAGCUUGAAAGUUAAUCAUUACUAUAUAACAAUUUUUAUCUUAAGAUGUGAUAUAUUAGUAGUAUUGUAAAUUCAAAUAAUGUGCAUUUGUUAGAGCAUUCUAUCUUUAAUUUCAUUUUUAAUUCAUCUUUAAUUUGGGGAAUCAUUUAUUAUAUAUAUAUUAUUUCAGGUUCUGAUCUCCUUUAUUUUUUGCCUGUUUUUUUUUUAAGCUAUGAUUUUAAAAUAUAACUUGUUGAAGGAAGCAAUUAGUUCUCUUGUCAAAUUUUAGUUGGCUUAGCAUUAAUUUUUCAUCAGAAAAAAAAUAGAGCAUUAUUUUCUUUUUUUUUUUUCUGAUCUUUCAAUUUUGAAAAUUAUUACCAUAUUACAUUAUCGAAUAUGAGACCUACCUUAUCUAGUUGAUAAAUAUUUUAAGACUAAAUGUCAUUUAUUCAAUUUUCGACAUAUUUUCUAAUAAAAUAAAAUUAAUUAAAAAACAAUCUAAAUUCCAUUAGUUGGACUCAGGAGACCUUUGAAUAUCAAGUGGUUAUUAUUUAUAAUAGCUAGACUUUUUCAGUCUGUAUUAUACUUUUUAUAUAACGUUUUUAUUGUUCUUCUCAAAAAAUUAAUUGUAUUUAUAAGUUGAGGGAUUGUUAUUCUAGGUGCCACGUCCUUAUCAUUUAGUUUUGUUAAUUAUUUCUUCAGCCAGUUUUUAAAAAUGGACAAAAAAGUUUAGUUUUACUUUAAUGAAACUUGCAAUUCUGCAAAUGAAGUCUUUAUAAAUUAUGGGGAAAAAAAGGGAUGAGAACUUGAUUAUAGGUGAUUUAAAACAUUUUGUCUUAUAUUCGAUACUAUUAUUAUUUAAAACAAAAUAUAAUUGAAAUCUAGAAAUUGAACAUUUUUUUUCAAGUGUAAUGUUUAAUUAUUUUAUUUAAUGCAUCACGACAAAUUAAGUAUUUUAAGAAUUCAAAUUGGAUUAAUUAAUUUAUUUGAUUAUUUCUUGAAUUUAUAAAUUAACUCAUAGUAAAUUCUUCAACGAUUGUGUUAAUCAAUGAUAAUCAUUACCUUAUUGAUGAUGAUUUAUAGUAUUUGUUGAAUAUAUCUAUAUAUAUAUAUAUUUGUUGUAAUAGACGAUGAAAAUAAUGUAAACAAUAUUAUCUGUCAAAUUUGUGAUAUAGGUGCCAAGAAGAACUUCAAGUUUUUUACACUUUUUAUAAUUUGUUAUUGUAGCAGGGCAUGAAUCAGCGAAAUCACUUAGCUUGUUAGGGACCAUCAUAAUAAGGUUUAAUAGUUGUUUAUUCAGGGAUCUAAUAGUUUGCUUAAUAGAAAAAAAAAGUUGAAAAAUAACCACUAAUGCAAAUUAUUAUUAAGAUUAAGCAUUAAAACAAGCACUGAGUAGCAUAACACUAGUUCUGUAUGAAAUCCUACCUCAAUAAGGCUCUGGAAAGGGUUCUGAAUUCGUUUAACACCAGCUUGUUAUUCCAGUGAAUUUUUUAGUUAAUUUAUGUAUUAAAAAAAAUAGAAAAGAGCAUUUAAUCAUAUAUUUCCACUUUAAUUAUCUAUUUGUUACUUUAUAUUAAUUUUCAUGCAGUAUUUUAAUUGUGAAUUUUAUGGAAAAACGAGAAAGCAGAAUCAAAAGAAGGAUUUUUUAUUUUGUAAUAAGUUUCAGAUAAAAAGGUCAGUACUGAAUGUCUUUUGUUUACUAUAUUCGAACAAAAUUUUUUAACUGCUUUCAAGCAGUGCAAAGAAAAUCAAAAUCAUUUAUUAAUUUAUUUAUUUACAACUUUUGUUUCUUGUUUGUGUUCCUUUUUUGCGCUUUCUGUAAAUGAGAUGACCAUCAAUAGAAUUCUUCUAUAAAUAUAAAAUAAAAAAAUUGUUAUCAAGCAUGAAGAGUUGAUUAGCCUAUCUCAGCUGAUUAUCAGAUCUUUUACUUCUAAUAAUCCACUAUUAUUCAGUAAGAUAAAGAUUUGUUUACUAGAAGUGCAGUGAAACCUUUCCCAAUGUAGAUAAUGUUAAUAUGUAAAUCAGUAUCACCAUCGAUGGCACUACAACUCUUGGACAGACGAUCUCCUGCAGUUUGAUCCACCAGUCCUCGUUCCUACUAGUUGUUACUAUUCCAUUGAUCCAUCGGAGCAAAGAUCUUUCUUCUCUCCUCAUACCCUAAACCAUUUCAUCAAUGAUUCUUGUAUGGAUCAAUCAUUUAACAACAUACUCCAUCCAUUUAAGACGCCCCACUUCUAUGAAUUUGACAAUAUCUGGAUGCAUUUAGAUUCAUGUUAUUUUAGCAUUUAUGUGUAUCCACGUUCUAUUGCUGAUAGCUAUUUUCUUUAGUAUUCACCUUUCUAACAAUUUUUAUUUAUUGUUGAUAAUUAGUCGGGAGUUGUCAGACUGAAUUGUAGAACAACAAAUUUUAUCUUUCACAAUUAAGCGCUUAAAUUUAAGUGAGUGUCUAUGCUCAAAGCUUGAUGGUUUCACUGUACUUGGUGUUUGUGUUAAACUUCAGUUAUUUUGUCCCCGUAUUCCUUCUCUAGCUAAAAAAUUACCCACAAUUACAAAUGGAGCUCAAAACCAUUUUUUAGAAUUAUUUAUUCCUGCCAAGAAAGCUUUGUUGACUCUUCACAAAGCCGACUGUUUUCAAAUGUUCUGAACUUAUUAUUGGCAGAGAGUUUUUUUUUACACUCGCUCAUUUUAUUGUGCUUUAUUGCUGUAUAUAAACUUUUUCAAAUCUUGCGAGAUAUUACAAGAAAAAUUAAGUAUAUAAUAUUUUACGGAUGUCAAGUUAUUUAGUUUUAUUGUUAUUUUUUUUCACUCAUCUGUAGCCAUGUUUUGACCUCUGAAAUAGGCUGUGCUUUCUAAAUUCGUCCUAAAUAGUUAUAGAUUGCUCUUUGAUGAUCAAACUGUUAUUGUAGGAUAGUAUAUUGAGAUUAAAAAAUAUCGCGUUACAUGUCGUAAAUGCUUUUAUUGAUCCAGUUAUGAAAUUCAAAUGAUAGUUGUAAAUAUUUCAAUUAUAUUAUUUUGUAUGGUAAACACAUGUACAUUAAGUUUAAAUUAAUGUAAGUUUACUUAAAUGUAAUAACAAUUGUAACAUUGGAAAAUCUACUCUAGGUUCAUGCCCUAAUAAAAUAUUCCUAAAAAAAAAAAUAAGUAAUGUAAGUGCUGUAACUGCUAUAGUAACUUGUCAGUAUAUCGCUUAUUUUAUGCUUUAAUUAAUAAAGAAAUAUUUUACUCUGUGCAGGACACAUGAGCGCUUGGUUUCGGUCCUAUUUUGUUUGCUAGUGACCGUUUACCAUUCAUAGUUUUGCCAUAUAUCUUUUAUGUAUACAUAUAUAGUGGACUAUUAUAUAUAUAUUUUUUAUUUUGAUUAUAUGAUAAGAAUAUGUUAUUAUUAUUGAAUGUUGUAUGUAUAAAUAUAUAUGUAUAUGAUCGAUAUCUUUUAUGUAUAGGUGAUAAAAUACUAAAUAUUUUUUGUUUUUGUCAAGAGGCGUACAGAUUUUAUAAUCUGUUACUAGCACGUCUUAUCGUGGAAAGAAAGAAUUUGAUAACUCUUAAAAAUUAAUAAUUUCUUUCUUUCUGCUGUAAUUUCUUAUAUGGGUACGUACCUGGUUAUAUGUUGCCGGGAGUUUACUGUUAUUUAUAUUUGGGGCAACUAUUAUAGAAUUAAGUUGUAUUGAAUGUUUCCAUUAUACUUUUAUUUUUAUUUAUGAUAUAAUUUGAUUUUAAUAUGAAAUCCAUUUUGAAGGUCAUUUAGACUAAUUGACCAUUUCUAUGUAAACAAUCCACCUGACUACAAUAUUUAAUCCUGACCGAGUUUUAAAAUUUUAUCAUGACUUUUGAAGUGAUAUCAAAAGUUUUAUUUUAUUAUUAGUUUCAUUAUUUUUUUAUGUUAUUAUACCUCUAAGGCAAGUGAGCUAAUGCCAAAUGUUACCCCUUACAACACUCAAAUCGAUAGGUGUUGUGUUUUAUGUCUGUGAUAGGUAGGAAGAGUAAUAUAAAAUGUUUUAUUGUAUUUAGAAUUAAUAUUUAGAAGACAUAAGUUAGGUUCGGACAAGAAAAAGGAUUUUUAUGUCAUACGCAUAAAUUAUAUAUAUACUGAUAUACACUCAUGUAAUUAAAUUGGUAUAUUUUUAUAUAUAUACUUUAUUUAGAGAUAAAGGCCAUUGUUGGUCUAUUUGUGCUUUUGUCCGAUUUGGUUAAUUCCAGUUAUGUUAAAGACUAUACAAAUAAAUAUAUUAAUGUGUAAAUUUUUUUCUAA
Molecule: messenger RNA, 9315 nt
Organism: Nezara viridula (southern green stink bug)
Lineage: Eukaryota; Metazoa; Arthropoda; Insecta; Hemiptera; Pentatomidae
Source: the annotation of a GenBank genome assembly